AUGCCGUCUACAAGCAGUUCCAGUAUGUCGUUUGGGGGAUUCCGAUCAAUUUUAGGAUUUGGAAACGAUCAUAAUCAAGUUCAUAUGGAGGAGGAGAAGAACGAUUCUAAAUCUCCACUGGAUCGUGAACUUGAAAGGUUCCAAGAACAAACGCAUUCAUUGUUUGUCAAGAAGAUUUCAAGAAGCAUCAAAGCUCUUGACAUAUGUAACGCUGUUCGUGAUGGAAUUGAGAAAGUACGCCUUUGGGGUAAACACUUAGCCAUUGUUUCCAGUGCUUUUGAUUCAAAACAGAGAAACAUGAUAGGUGAAGGCCAGUUUAGGCGUGCAAGAAAAUCAUUAACUGAUCUAGCCAUUGUUAUGCUUGAUGAUCAUAAAGAAUCUGGAUCUGUGUUUUCACAUAGAAACAGAUCUUUUGGGCGUCCAAACAAAGGUAAAGAUCUGAAUCAACGUAAGCAUGGACACUCAAGGUCUCUCUCAUGGAGUGUUCCUAACUCAUGGUCAGCAACUAAACAGCUUCAAUCAAUGUCCAACAGCUUGACUCCAUUUCCACCUCGAGGAAAUGAAAAUGUUGCUGCAAUCCCAUGUCAAGAUCGUGGUCUUUUCAAUUUCUCAAUUCCAAGACAAUUCUCAUGGGGGACUCCAUUGUUCUUCCUUCAAGCUCGGAUUUUAGAUGAAUCAAAGAAACGUGAACGUAAGAACAGCCCUGGGCUUUUAACAGAGAUUCAACAAAUGGAGAAGUCAAUCAACUUCAUCUCAGAUUUAAUUGAUUCUGUUCAUCAGUUUCCAUUGACAGAAGAACAACAGAAAGAAGUGAAAGAUGGAGUUGAAGAGUUAUCUUUGGUUUGUAGCUUGUGUAAGAAUGGAUUAGAUACAUUGGAUUGUAAAUUGAGGGAAGUUUUCAGGAAGAUUAUGUAUUGUAGGACUGAAGCCCUUGGAACGUUCACCACUACAUAA
This is a messenger RNA of Lactuca saligna, 954 nucleotides long. The record is from the annotation of a GenBank genome assembly. Lineage: Eukaryota; Viridiplantae; Streptophyta; Magnoliopsida; Asterales; Asteraceae.